This is a messenger RNA of Drosophila obscura, 1243 nucleotides long. Its product is annotated as protein phosphatase 1 regulatory subunit 7-like. The record is from RefSeq and is a predicted model, not a curated record. The coding region runs from base 107 to 1114 and encodes 335 amino acids. The transcript has a single exon. Lineage: Eukaryota; Metazoa; Arthropoda; Insecta; Diptera; Drosophilidae. Gene Ontology annotation, molecular function: protein binding.
AAGAGAAAACUAUGCCCCAGUGGGCUCUGGCUUUAGUGGCCAAAAAAAUACUAGAGACAAGCUUUAGGCCUUGUGUUGCUGAGGCGCUGAGGUGUUGAUACAAAAAAUGGACACUGAGGAGCGAGCACUGAGCGCUGAGCCCACGACGACGACGGGCGUUGUGGUGAUAGCGGCCGAGAGCACUGCCUCGAUCCAGGAGACCAUCACGCAGGACCCGCUGGUGUUUGAGCUGGACCUGAGCCAUCGCCGCAUCGAGAGGCUGGAGCACUUUGAGCCGCUGCGACGCAUCCGGCGGCUGUCGCUGCGCUGGAAUCUGGUGAAGAAGAUCGAGAACCUGUCGACGCUGAAGACGCUCGUGGAGCUGGAGCUGUACGACAAUCAGAUAGCGAUCAUCGAGAAUCUGGAGGAGCUGACCAACCUGCAGAUACUCGACGUGAGCUUCAAUCGCCUCACCCACAUCCAGAAUGUGGAGAAGCUGGUGCGGCUGGAGAAGCUCUAUCUGGUGGCCAAUCGCAUCGCGGUGAUGGAGCAGCUGGGCGCCCUCACCAAUCUCACCAUGCUGGAGCUGGGCGACAACAAGCUGAAGCGCAUCGAGAACAUCGAGUCGCUGGUGAAUCUGCGGCAAUUGUUUCUCGGCAAGAACAGGAUCGAGCGGCUGGAGAAUCUGGACACGCUCGUCCAUCUGGAGAUACUCAGCCUGCAGGCGAAUCGCAUUGUGCGCAUCGAGAAUCUCGACAGGCUGACCAGCCUCCGGGAGCUGUAUCUGUCCGAGAACGGCAUCGAGACGAUCGAGAAUCUCGGUGGCAACAGGCAGCUGGAGACGCUCGACAUUGGCAAGAAUCGGGUGCGCUGCGUGGCCAAUCUGGAGGCGCUGCAGCAGCUGCAGGAGCUCUGGCUGAACCACAACGCCAUCGGGGAGUGGCAGUCGGUGGCGCUGCUGCGGGCCAACGGGGCGCUGCACACGCUCUACCUGGAGGCCAAUCCGCUGGUCAGGGACAUUCGCUAUCGCAGCAAGCUGUGCGAAAUACUGCCGCAGCUGCACAAAAUAGAUGCCACAAUGUGCGGCAGCCAGCCAAACAGCAGCACAGGCGCAGCCACAGGCCCAGGCCAAUAGGCAAGAGACUCUUCUGCAGUCUCUACCCAUCUCUCAGCUGUCAGCUCUGCAGCCUACAAAUUCCCAAGUUAUUCACAAAUUAAAAGCAAUAGCCAGCGACUCAGCGACUCAGCGACUCAGUGGCGUAGC